Molecule: messenger RNA, 1039 nt
Organism: Loa loa (African eye worm)
Lineage: Eukaryota; Metazoa; Nematoda; Chromadorea; Rhabditida; Onchocercidae
Exons: 5
Coding region: 81-707 (208 amino acids)
Biological process (GO): calcium-ion regulated exocytosis
Cellular component (GO): endoplasmic reticulum
Molecular function (GO): calcium ion binding
Source: RefSeq, a predicted model, not a curated record
AAACUACCUUCUGAUAUCAUUCCAAUCAGCGGCAUUCAUAUCAGGAGAGCAGCUCCAAUUCAAUUCAGGUUGUAUCAUAGAUGAAGAGAAUGCUUACCUUAUCAUUUCACUUACUACUUUGUUCCGUUUAUCUGGUCAACUCGAGGACAAUCACAAUUAGAAUUCCCGAAAGCAUCAGUUCGGAUUUCCCGCAUGAAACUGCUGCGGAACAAUUCUCGCGAUCAGAUCGAAAUGGUGACAAUAAGUUGUCGUUUGAUGAGUACCUUCAUCUAGAUUUACUCUAUGAGAUCAUGAAGAAGUAUGAAUUCGAACAAAUCGACAAGAAUCAUGAUGGAUUUAUUUCACAUAGUGAACAUGAUGCUGAAGAAAAUGUGAAACAAGAAGAAGUUAGUGAGCGACGGGCGCAAUAUUAUGGCCAAAUUUAUGAAGAAUUCGAUGUGAACUUUGAUUCGAAACUGGACAUCAAGGAAGUGAAAAGAAUCUUGACCAAACGAUAUGCCUUGAAACCUCGUUCCAAUUUCCAGUCUAUAUUUGAUUCAUUCGAUAAGAAUCAUGAUGGUGGACUGGAAAUGUCCGAGUAUAUUAAGUUCGAUAACAAUGUUCCAUUCGAAGAGAUGGACCCAUUGGAUUUUGUUCCGUUGUUGCCAGGAAAACUCGUUAAGGAAAAGCUAUUGAUGCAGAAAUCAAAAUCACUGGUCAAAAUUUAAAAAAAAAUCUCUGAGCUGUGUGGUAUUUGGGAAAUGCUUUAUUGGAAUCUUGCAGCAGAACCCUAAUUCAGGCUUUAAUUUUGCCUUUUUAACUGUUUCUUCUUCCGCCAUUUUCAGAAUGGUAAGUUACUGUCUUGCCAUUUGUAUAUAUACGCAAAUUUACAUAUUUUGUAUUUCAUCUGUAAGAGGAAAAAAUCAAUUUAUUGCUGUUAAAAUUGCUUUUCCCAGAAAAUUUUUGGAUUUUUUUUUGGAAAUUGUUUUCAUCAAUCAUUUUUUGUGUGCAUUGUAAUUAAGUUCCAUUGUUUUAAAAUGCUCAAUAUUUCAUUGUGAAU